Molecule: messenger RNA, 493 nt
Organism: Culex quinquefasciatus (southern house mosquito)
Lineage: Eukaryota; Metazoa; Arthropoda; Insecta; Diptera; Culicidae
Product: glycine-rich cell wall structural protein-like
Exons: 1
Coding region: 95-493 (132 amino acids)
Source: RefSeq, a predicted model, not a curated record
AGAACCGUGACACGUCAUCAAACGCCACCGCGAAGAGGAUUUGUCACCUCUCUCGGCAACCACGGCGGCCUCGUCGGAUUACUUUGGCCACAAAAUGAUGGAUCGGAUACCGUCGCUGUCGAUACCGGGCCUAUCGCUGUCCCAUCCGCUGUCGAUACCGACCUCGCAAGCUCUCACGAAUCAAUCAUCGCACGCGGCGCUCAACUCGCUGAAUCUGCACACGCAAAACCUGCACGGCGUUGCGUCAUCUGUGAACGCCCUGCACGGUUCACACGGGAUUGGCGGUGGCGGAGGAGGAGGGGGUGGGAGUUCGGGUGGGAGUGCGGGAGGUGGGAGUAGUGGCGGGAAUGUGGGGAGCCUUGGGGGGAUAUCGGUCAGUGGAGCAGGUUCCGGAGGACACGUCACGACGACGGCACAGGCCGUGGCCGCGGCUGCAAAUCUACAUCAGAAUGUUGGAGGACUUCUCAACGGAGGCGCGAAUGGCAAUGGGUGA